UUUUUAAAUAAUGAGAAAUUAGUUCUUCGAUGUGAAAUGUUCAUUUUUCAGUGUUUCUAUUAAAACAAUGAAAUCUUAAUCUUCUAUCAAAUGGGCUGUAAUUUCAAAUGUUUUAAUGUAAACUGUUCACUGAUUAUGGUUGUAGUGGGUUGGUCUGAAUUGCAGGAUUAUUAAGGUCUGGAAAAGUUGUAGCCUGAGAUGGACCAACUAUCAGAGGCCAAACUUGAAGAGAGGUCUUUUAUCAUAAUAUGAGGAGAAGAUAUGUGGAUGAAGAGGUGUGCAUGGAAGAUGAGAAGACGAUCUUCAUGUCCCUCGAAACUUCGGGAAGCUCGAUGAUUCGUCUAUGUUUCGCAAACAGGCAGUGACACAUUUGGGCAGGGCUUAGAGAGGCAGACCCCAUAUGGUGUAUGCCUACACCAACAUGACCAAGGUGGUUAGCCCUGCCGGCUGGAGCGACGAUAACCACCCUGAAUGUAACAACAAUGUGGCCUGUGAAGAGUACAAGCGCAUGGGUCCAGGUUCAAGAACAUAUAAUGAGAGAAAUUUGAGCAAAGAACUGACUAACAAACAAGUCAAGUUUUUCAUUAGCCUUGGAUAUAUUCAGGAGGAGGAGGAACUGAGGCUAAAGUACCUCCAAUUUGUUCAAGAGGACGCUCAUGCCGCAGUUUGCUUCACAAACUUUUACUGUUAGCUUCUAUACAGUAUGUUGUAUGUUUCGGGAUAUCUUUACAUCUUAAUUUCUACUCUCAGGUUUUUGAAAGUUUGUAAUUUUACUUGCUAUUGCUACUUGAUUAUAAAAAUGUAAAACAAAAUCUGUACGUGAUUUAUAAAUUUGUAUUUGAUUUUAGAUGUUUUUCCAGUGUAAGGCAUAUGUUGCACAUGCAUGUAAAUGGUACAAAUUGUUUUGGUUUUGGACAAUAAGCUUUUGAGUUUUACAACCCUUGCAAUGGGAUUGUGACUCCAACAAAUUUAGUGUUGGGGGAUAAAGUUUGGUUCUUAAUACAUAAUAUAACAAAGGCCUAGAAACCUUCAAGGAAUAUGCAAAUGUUUUUUGCGCAUCUUGGCCUGCAGUUUGUGUGAAGGGGCAUUAGUGUGUUAUCUGCAUUGGUGCAUUUGAGGGUGUGAUUCU
Messenger RNA from Malus domestica (apple), 1129 nucleotides. The record is from RefSeq and is a predicted model, not a curated record. Lineage: Eukaryota; Viridiplantae; Streptophyta; Magnoliopsida; Rosales; Rosaceae.